This is a messenger RNA of Prunus avium (sweet cherry), 1760 nucleotides long. RefSeq names its product isovaleryl-CoA-dehydrogenase (gene IVD). NCBI's taxonomy places the organism in Eukaryota, Viridiplantae, Streptophyta, Magnoliopsida, Rosales, Rosaceae. The record is from RefSeq and is a predicted model, not a curated record. Gene Ontology annotation, biological process: L-leucine catabolic process. Gene Ontology annotation, molecular function: flavin adenine dinucleotide binding; 3-methylbutanoyl-CoA dehydrogenase activity. Gene Ontology annotation, cellular component: mitochondrion.
AGCUAUUCUAAACCACACCCAUACUGGCUCUCGUUGGCAUUUAGCAGCUACAGUCAAUGCCAAACAUCGUCGUCUUCGUCUUCUUCUCUUCUCUGAAACUCUCUCUCUAUAAAUAUAUUCUCUCUGUAUAUAUUAUCUCUUUCUAAAACGAAAACGUAAAAGUGAACAUGCAAAGACUAUUUGCUGCGAGGUCUCAAUGCUCUGCAAUUUUCAAAAAUCGGAGAAAGUGUGCUUCUUUUUCUACCGCUUUACUCUUCGAUGAUACUCAGAUUCAGUUUAAAGAAAGUGUUUCUCAGUUUGCACAAGAACACAUUGCCCCUCAUGCGUCAAAAAUAGACCACACAAAUUAUUUCCCUCAGGAGGUGAACUUAUGGAAACUCAUGGGAGAUUUUAAUCUUCAUGGAAUUACUGCACCAGAGGAAUAUGGAGGGCUUGGUCUUGGUUACUUGUAUCACUGUAUAGCUAUGGAAGAAAUAAGUCGUGCUUCAGGGUCUGUUGGUCUCUCAUAUGGUGCUCAUUCUAACCUGUGCAUCAAUCAAUUGGUGAGGCAUGGAAACCCUACUCAGAAACAGAAGUAUUUGCCAAAGCUUAUCAGUGGCGAGCAUGUGGGGGCUCUUGCAAUGAGUGAACCCAAUUCUGGUUCUGACGUUGUUAGCAUGAAGUGCAAGGCUGAUCGUGUAGAUGGGGGUUAUGUCUUAAACGGGAACAAGAUGUGGUGUACCAAUGGCCCAGUCGCUCAAACAUUGGUUGUUUAUGCAAAAACAGACAUAACAGCGGGCUCAAAAGGAAUUACAGCAUUCAUCAUUGAGAAGGGAACACCCGGGUUCAGUACUGCUCAGAAGUUAGACAAACUCGGCAUGCGAGGAAGUGAUACAUGUGAACUUGUCUUUGAGAAUUGCUUUGUUCCAGAAGAAAAUGUUCUUGGGCAGGAAGGAAAAGGUGUCUAUGUCAUGAUGUCCGGAUUGGAUUUGGAGAGGCUUGUUUUAGCAGCUGGACCCCUGGGCAUUAUGCAGGCAUGUAUGGAUGUUGUCCUUCCUUAUGUUCGACAGAGAGAGCAGUUUGGCCGUCCAAUUGGAGAGUUUCAGCUUAUACAGGGGAAAAUUGCUGACAUGUAUACUGCUUUGCAAUCAUCAAGGUCCUAUGUGUAUUCUGUUGCAAGGGAGUGUGACAAUGGAAAAGUUGACUCAAAGGAUUGUGCUGGAGUUAUACUCUGUACGGCUGAAAGAGCCACACAGGUAGCUUUGCAGGCUAUACAAUGCUUAGGCGGUAAUGGUUAUGUAAAUGAGUACUCAACUGGUCGUUUCCUUCGAGAUGCCAAACUAUAUGAGAUUGGAGCAGGGACUAGUGAGAUCAGAAGGAUGAUAAUUGGUCGUGCGCUAUUUAAGGAGCAGUGAGAGACUGAUGUCCAGUUGCUGAACUGCGAUAAUCCGCAAUACUCAAGCACUGUAUCCAGGAUACACCUGAUGUUGCAGUCAAUCAUUUAAGUUUACUUCACACACAUAUUUCGGAAUACAGAAUCAAGAAAGGUUUGAACCCAAAUGUACACUGGUUUAUCCAUGAUAGCAGAAAAAAUGGCUGACUUAAAUAGAUUGAUCUUCCUGGCAUUAGACGAGAACCAGAGUUUUCUUCUGGUGAUUAAGAAACUAAAUUGAGAAAUUGAAUUUCUUUUUUUCACUCUUGCUGGAAAAUCAUACUCAAUUUUAUGUACUCUAAAGUCUAAACCAUUGUCGGAAAUAAAAGAGAAGCCUUGUUUGGUGGUU